This is a messenger RNA of Stegastes partitus (bicolor damselfish), 4575 nucleotides long. Its product is annotated as limbin. The record is from RefSeq and is a predicted model, not a curated record. Gene Ontology annotation, biological process: smoothened signaling pathway. Gene Ontology annotation, cellular component: ciliary membrane; plasma membrane protein complex. Lineage: Eukaryota; Metazoa; Chordata; Actinopteri; Pomacentridae. The coding region runs from base 279 to 4373 and encodes 1364 amino acids. The transcript has 23 exons.
UGCCCGUUCUUCCAAAGUUUUGGAGAUGUUUUCCGAACUUCAUCACCAUCGGCGAUUAUGGACCUUCUGUUCGCGUGUAAAUCUUUAAAACGGAGCGCAUAGUUUCUCCUUGAACGUUAACAUACGAGGAACAUGCUCGUCUGUGCCAGAGACGCUGCUCCAGUUGAUGUUUCUGAAGAAAAGCUGUGGGAAUGUUUUGGGUUUUGAGGGGCACCAUGCAGAAACAAUGCAGCCAGUAAGCUAGCGGCUCUCCUCGGUGGCAGGACACCAAGUUACGAAUGCUUCGGGUACACUUUGUCGUGGAGACGGUCACGAUAUGGUCGCUUAUGUUGAAUAUCCAGGUUUUGUGUUGGUUUCCACCUCCUUCGUGUGUCCGCUGCUGUGCCGGUGUAGCGGAGGACGGCGCUGGACGUCAGCCGUGUCGUAACGGUUCCUCCGCGGACACUUCAUGGCUCACGACACCGCCUCCCCUCCCACUGAAACAUGGGAGCCUUGUCACUGUCCAUGAAAUGCAAAAUGAUCCAGGCUGGAAAUCUGCAGACCUGACAGCACUCAGGAUGGAUGGUACGAUGGAAAUCGGUGGGCCCGUGUGGCUGUAUGGAGGGAGGCCGCUCUCUUCUUCAGCCUCUGCUGGGCCAUGGGGACACUCUUUUUACUCUUCAUUUACCUACAUGUCAAACAUCUUGCACCUCAGGAACAGCAGAAGCACUCUCACCAGAUACAGCCCGGGUCUCUCGCUGCCUCAGGUUCAGAGUGUGGCACCUCCGUCUGCAUUUGGGGUAAAAUUUCAUAAGUGUGCACAGGUGAAGCUCGACACUGAUCCCCCUCAGCUGACGUUCUUCCUGCUGAUUCACAACAUGGGCCCUGUGGGCGGCACCAACCUGUCUCAGGUGGCUAUCCGGGACUCCAUUUUGGGAAUAGUACCUCUAAAAACUGACGGCAGGGUAGUGGAACGAGGUUACCAGACGUUUGCCAUCGAUUCAUUGCAGGCUGGAUCCCAGGUUGUUGUCAAUUAUACUGCUCAUGUAAGGAGUCAUAAGAAUGAAGUUCUUGACCUUCCGGCUUUUCUCACCUUCUCUAAUGCCUCACAGAAUGAUGUCAGUAUGUUUGGACCAUUAACAGCUAAUCUGACGCUGAGGGUGAAUUCCACUGACAGGAUUUAUCCUAACCAUGGUGUCCAUUUUGCUGGAUUUGUUGCUGGUUUCUUUGUCACUUUGGUGCUGCUGUCGCUGGGGUUUCUGACCAUGAACCUUAUAGGUCUCAGAACCAGACUGGGCCUUCUUCAGCAAAGGAGAAACCGAGGCGAUUCAGACCCUGAGUAUGCAGAUUGCAACCUGAGUGAGGCAGUUAAAGAUGAGGCAACGUUUGAAGAUAAGAUGGUGGACAUCAUGGUACUGGAGGAUCCCCAGAACAUGUACCAGGCCUUGGAAAACCUUGAAAUGUCUACACUGCUGCAUGCCACCAAUAACCUGGAGGCCACCCGGAUUCAGAUUUACAAGGACGUGAUGUCCUCCCUGCUUGGCGGCCUGCGAUCGCGGGGCCAGGCCAGCGCACAGGCCCAGCAGAGGCUGCUCAGUGUGCUCCACGGACAGCUGCUGGGCAUGGAGGGCCGACUCAAGGAAGAGCGAGGGGCUCGCAUGGCCACCCUGGCUGGUCAGUGUAACUUGGAGACUCGGGAAGAAAUGGAAGCAGAGCACCGCAGAGAGGCUGCUGAGAAGGCCCAGGCUGAGCUACUGUGUCAGCAUGCAGACCAACAGGAGCUACUGCAGUGUAGUGUCCUCCUGGAGAAGCUGCACAAGCUGAGCCAGAGUCGGCUUCAGCGCAUCCUGUUGGUCCGACAUGAAGAAGCUUCAGCGAAGGUCCAGAGGCAGAUUAUCGAGUGGCGGCGAGUGGAGCUGCACAAGAUCUUCUCAGAGGAACUGGAAGAGGCCACCAGGAUGGGCGAGUUGGAGAAGAGCACCGCCAAGAGUCUUCAGCAUGAUUAUUUUACUUGUCAGGAUCAGCUCGAGGAGGUUCUGGAUGUCGUUUUUGCCAAUCAGCGCUAUGUGCUAGCUGAGCGCAGUGCACAGAGGAAGUUCUUGGUGCACAGCCUCCACAGUCUCAACAGCCUGAUUUCUGACACCUUCUCCAGCACCUCCAGCAACCUGGACAGCUGGUUCACUCACAUCAGGAGAGGGAGCACUGUGCCUGCAGAGCAGAUAGACCAGCUGCAGGAAAAGUCCCAGAAAGAGCUGGUGAUGUUGAGGCAGAGGCUGGAUGAGGCACUGAACCAGGAGAGGAGAGCCAUGCGCUGUGGACUUAUUAAGAAGAGGAGGGAGCUAAUCUCUGACAUGGUGAGAAUUCACAAACAGAGACAGAAGGAUUUAUCAGGCAUGUCCAAAGGUCUGGAGGAAAAAAUAGAGAUAGCACAGCACCUGCACUGUUGGCAGAACUUACUGACAGCUCACAGCUUGGAGCUAGCAGAGCUUAUCAACAACCUGGAUGAGGAGGCUGCUGCUGACAUCCGCAAGGUGACCAUGCGUGUGAUUCAAGGAGCCAUUGCGGACGUCAAAGCCAUCCAGCCUUCUGCAACUCAGGCUAUAUUAACAGUCUUGCCUCCAGGAGAGCAACACUCCCUGCUGCAGAUGGAACCAGACCCAGGAGCAGGAGGGCAGGCGUCGGGACAAGGAGCUAGCGCUCUCCUGCAGGGUCAGGAACGGCUUCACCAGGAAGGCAAGGCGGCCUUACGCACACUCAGCUGCACCAGAGAGGCUCUGCAGGAAGCCAUGGAGAAAGAGCUGCGGGAGCAGAAAGAGCUCAGGGCGUACUGCAGGGAUUUCUUCAGGCGUUUGUGUUUGUUCCAGCUGAAUCUGUCUGAAGAUGACAGGCUAAGGAUGAAACUGGAGUUUCAGAAGUGUCUGUCUGUGAUAGACCGCUGUCUGAUGCUGCCCCACGCUGUCUCCAGAAGUAAACUCCACACUGCCCUGACAGCUUGGAGAAAGGACAGCGAGAAACAUAUGACGCAUAUGCAAUCCAAGGGGAAAACCAGCGAGGCCAGACUGACAACAGACACAUCUGACCUGCGGCUUUUCCAGAAAAGACUCGAGGAUAGGAUCCAACUGUUUGAGAAGGAGAAAGAGAUGGAGAGUGGUAUGAUGAACAAGGUGUUGGAGGAAAUGCAAAGAGAGAGAGAAAAUGAUCUGCGCUCUCAGGCAGACGGCCUGGCCAUGCAGAUGGCCACCAUCCACUACCAGAAGGCUGAGAGGCGGACCAAAGUUUUAGAGACCUCCAGAGCCAUGGUGACCCUGCACGGUCUGCUCAUCCAACAGCUCAGAGAGAGAAAAAAUCUGGAGAGACAAGACAUGGCUCAGAGCAUACAGAGCCACUGCCUGGGCCUAGAGGAAGCAGAGCAACAGCUUCAGAAGGAGAAGACGGAGUUGGACGGCCUGCAGAUGUCUCAGCCCACAGUAGAGUCAAGUAAAAGACACCAAGAGGACUCUGACGACGCAGAGGAGGACAGUGAGGAAGAAAAUGUGUUUCGGCUGCAACUGGAUUGCAGGAUGACGUUCAUCCUCCAGGAGGCGCUCUGCAAGUGUGAGCAGGUCAUCACACUGAUGGCUGAGAGGUUCCAAGCAAUGACUGCCAACAAUCAAGCUGUAGAGGAUUUAAAAGAACAAAUGGAGCUCAAGAGACUUUAUGCAAACUGUGAUCAGGAUCUGGAGUUUGCAUCUCGGCUGGUGAAGCAGAGCCAGGUGUCUGCUGAGGUUCUGCUGGAGGCCCUGCGUCUCCUCUUACCAACCCUACCUGAGAGUGAACUCCUUUCGAUCACUGACGCCCUCUGCCCCAAACAGCACCCUGCGGCAGCAUCUGCAGAGCAGGAACACUCAGGGUGUGCCGGGGAGUCGAAUAGAGUUCUUCCUGUCAAGCUGAGGGAAGAUGUGGUGCAGAAAAAUAUGCUAAAUAUGCCAAGCUGCACUGUGGACAGAGAGAGACUCCAGGAAAAGAGGCAAAGUCUGAUGGAAAAACUGCUCCCCAGAUCCCAUCUUCUGCUUCCAAGAGAUGCUGCACCACUGCUGGUUGAGGAGAAAGGAAAGCGGGACGGUUUCACUAAAGCACAGCAGCGUGUUUGUAAGUCCGCCGCGCCUGUUAAGCUGCAGCACAGUGACGCUGCAAAAGACAGAGCGGUGGACACAGUGAAGGAAGCGUUACAUGACACAGCAGAGCAAAACGUGACUUCAGUCUCUGCCCUGGGCAGCGCUGCUACCGGAGAGAGGCUGUUUGUGUUUCGGGAUCCACCUGAAUCGUGUAACAGUGCAGACGUUCCUAAAAGAAAAAGGAAGAGGAAUUUCCUCAAUCUCAAGAAAGGUUCAGUGGCUCCAACGGACCUCCCUUGAGAUUUACAAACAUUGUCUUUCUAUUUUUAUUUUUUAUUUUUACGAUGAUGAUGAUAUUUUAUGAUGAUAUAUGAUAAUACUAAAAUACACAAUAAACCCGUAGUUUUGCUGUGCAGCAAAGGUAGCAACAUUUCUUUACUUUUCAAAGUUUAUGGAGCAUCUGACUUUGUUAUCAAGUAAAGGCAGCUGACUUCAACUGUUA